Brettanomyces bruxellensis is the source of this 1527-nucleotide messenger RNA. RefSeq lists its product as uncharacterized. Bases 1 to 1527 code for a protein of 508 amino acids. NCBI's taxonomy places the organism in Eukaryota, Fungi, Ascomycota, Pichiomycetes, Pichiales, Pichiaceae. The record is from RefSeq and is a predicted model, not a curated record. Gene Ontology annotation, molecular function: transmembrane transporter activity. Gene Ontology annotation, biological process: transmembrane transport. Gene Ontology annotation, cellular component: membrane. The transcript has a single exon.
AUGACUCAGUACAGUGAUUUGAGAAAUGACGAUGAUCUUGAUGAAAUGAGCAUUGCUUUGACAAGCUUUCAUGAUGAUUCUGUAAGUGCGAAUGCUGGACAUUCAUCUACAGACAGAUCAACACCAGAAUCUGGAAAGAGAGAGGCUCCAGUACGGGAGUUUGAAAUAGAAUCACCUGUGGAUGAUUUGGAAUUUGAUGAAUUGGCAGUUUCUACAGGGAAACCACUAGAGAAAGUUUUUGAAGGGCACAAGGUUGUUCUGGAAACAAAGGAUAUUGGUAUUUCCUCCAAAUUGAGGGUCCAAUUUUUUACUGCUUGCCUUGAACUUUUCAUGCUUGGACUUAUGGAUCAAACACUUGGAGCUGUGAUGGAGCAUGUUUUAGCUGAUUACGGCAUAGAUAGGAUUAAAGUUUCAUACUUAUUUUUGGUUGGAACACUUGGUUACAUGCCGGCAAGUUUUUUAAAUCAUUUCUUGAUCUAUAACUACGGAUUAUUCAGAGUUUAUAUUGCAGGUAUGUUUUUUCUUGUCAUAGGUGCGUCUAUAUACGGACUUAAGUCCCCAUAUCCAUGCCUUAUAGCCGCAUCUCUUAUAAAUGGGUUUGGAUCUGGAUUGGCAGAUUGCUGUGCGAAUAUAUUUGUUGGAAACUUGAAGCAUUCCAACCAAUUGCUUGGCGUUAUGCAUGCUUGCUACGGACUAGGAUGCCUCACAAGUCCAAUAUCGGUGAUAUACCUUAUUGGGAAAGGAUUUCCUUGGGCACACUUUUAUUUCAUUAUUGAUACUGUUGGUUUGAUCAAUAUAGUUAUUGUGGCUUCCACUUUCCGAAACGAAACCUGCUGGAAAUUUAGAUAUGUUUCCAAUUUGGAGAGAAAGGCCACCGGGGAUGAGAAGGCAGAAACCACUACAUGGGAAACGUUUCACAAUAAGUAUGUCCUCUUUUAUUCUUUGGCUUUAUUUGUUUAUAUUGGUAGUGAGUUGAGUGUUGGUAUCUGGCUAUUCAAUUAUGUCUUCAAUAUCAAGCACAUGUCAGAAAAGUACUCCUCCUAUAUCACCAGCGGAUAUUGGUCUUUUAUGACCAUGGGUCGGUUUGUUUUAGGAUUUGUUACCGGAAAGUUCUUUGAGGGUAAAGAAAUGCAUGCCAUUGUUCUUUACUGCGGCUUGGUUGCAGGUUUCUGUACAGGAUUCUGGGCUCUGCAAAGCAAUGUUGUCAUUCAAACGGUCUGUAUAUUCUGCAUGGGCUUUUUUGUGGGGCCACUAUUUUCGACCACGAUUGUUAUUGCUCUUACAACCCUUCCAAUGAGAUAUACUACCUCGGGUGUUUCAUUGAUAGCCGGUUUAGGAGGAUCGGGUGCAGCUGUAAUUCCGCCAAUCAUGGGUUUUAUUGCCGAAAAAUUUGGGGGUGGUGAUGGGGAAGGUUUGGUUUAUUUUCCAUCAUUAGUUCUUGCCUCAUUCAGCACUGCAGCGUUACUUUGGCUAUCUUUUUACAUCACGCAUAGAAGCACAAUAGAUUUGGGUAAAAGGCUAAGUUGA